This is a messenger RNA of Dama dama (fallow deer), 2998 nucleotides long. RefSeq names its product 3-hydroxyisobutyryl-CoA hydrolase (gene HIBCH). Gene Ontology annotation, cellular component: mitochondrion. Bases 144 to 1409 code for a protein of 421 amino acids. Gene Ontology annotation, biological process: L-valine catabolic process. The record is from RefSeq and is a predicted model, not a curated record. Gene Ontology annotation, molecular function: 3-hydroxyisobutyryl-CoA hydrolase activity. The transcript has 13 exons. NCBI's taxonomy places the organism in Eukaryota, Metazoa, Chordata, Mammalia, Artiodactyla, Cervidae.
AGCGCGGCGCAGCGGAAAGGCCUGCUCUGGGCCUCUCUAGCCCUCUGGAGGACUUGCCGUCUGUUUCCGGAGGCGUCUGGCGGCAGUAGGCGGGUCUGACGUGAGGAGCCACGCUGAGUGGGCAGCUCAGUCAGCGCUGCUUUAUGCUCCGGUGUUUUGGCAAUGGGGCUGCAGGAGUUGUGCAGACUCAUGUCGAGAAAAUGUCUAAUCACACAGAUGCAGCAGCAGAAGUCCUGUUGGAAAGAAAAGGUUGUGCAGGAGUGAUAACACUAAACAGACCAAGGUUUCUGAAUACACUGACUCUUAAUAUGAUUCAGCAGAUUUACGCGCAGCUAAAGAAGUGGGAACAAGAUCCAGAAACUUUCCUGAUCGUCAUAAAGGGAGCUGGUGAAAAGGCUUUCUGUGCUGGAGGUGAUAUCAGAGCACUCUCAGAAGCUAGAAAUACAAACCAGAAAAUGCUUCAAGAUUUAUUCCGAGAGGAAUAUAUUCUGAACAACGCCAUUGAUUCUUGCCAGAAACCGUAUAUUGCACUUAUUCAUGGAAUUACAAUGGGUGGGGGAGUUGGUGUCUCAGUUCAUGGGCAAUUCCGAGUGGCUACUGAAAAGUCUGUUUUUGCAAUGCCUGAAACAGCAAUAGGGCUAUUUCCUGAUGUGGGUGGAGGUUAUUUCUUGCCACGACUUCAAGGAAAACUUGGGUACUUCCUUGCAUUAACAGGAUUCAGGCUGAAAGGAAGAGAUGUGUACACAGCAGGAAUUGCUACACACUUUGUAGAUUUUGAAAAGUUGGGCAUGUUAGAAGAAGAUUUGUUAGCCCUGAAAUCUCCUUCAAAAGAAAAUAUUGCAGAUGUCUUAGAAACUUACCACGCAAAGUCAAAGACUGAUCAAGACAAGCCUUUUAUACUUGAGGAACACAUGGACAAAAUAAACAGUUGGUUCUCAGCUAAUACUGUGGAACAGAUUGUUGACAAUUUACAGCAAGACGGUUCAUCUUUUGCCCUGGAGCAGCUGAAGGUAAUUAAUAAAAUGUCUCCAACUUCGCUAAAGAUCACACUAAGGCAACUCUUGGAGGGGUCUUCAAAGACCUUGCCAGAAGUAUUAACUAUGGAAUAUCGGCUGAGUCAAGCUUGUAUGGCCAUGACUUUCAUGAAGGCGUUAGGGCAGCCCGGAAGCCCCUGUUCUUCUUUUGUACUGCCUGGGGAAACCCCAGCCAUUUUGAGCCCUGCCAUCUACCACUUUGCCUAUACCGAGCAGCUCAACAUUGCCUUGAGAAAAAACUGCAUGACACAAUUAGCAGCAUCUGCAAAUGGUAUUAAUUCCUAUUUUUGCUUGUCAUCUUCAGUCAGAAUAUUAAGAAAAAGCAAGCAAUUGAUUUUUGUUCUAGCAAAUUUGCAAUCAUUUUUUUAUGUAUGAGCUCAUAUCCCUAUAAAUAAUAGCUGUCAUUAUGUUAUGUCAUUUAUGUUGUAUAAAAUGAGUUCUUUCCCUCUGCAUGUAUUUUUACAUAUCUACGUUUCUUGUGUUUUUAUUUAUCGCUUUAAUAUAGUACAGACUCUGGAUAUACUCUAUCUGAAUAAAAGGUUAUAUUCUCUGAGUGGUAAGCUUCAGUAAACACUGGUCACUAUGGUAGAAUUCUCUUCAUUUCUGGCAUGAUAUAGUAUAAGAAGUAAAAAGUCCUUUUAGAGAGCACACAGAGCUGAGUCAGCAGAGAUGGUUAUAUGUUUUAUAGAAAAUAUACAUUCCUCCCACUGAUUCCCUGCAGACACUUGCUGCGUGUGGAUUAGAGCUUAGACCUCUGAUGUGAGGAGGACCUGUGUGCUACUUGGUUAUGCUGCUAAAGUAUUCAGUGUGUGUUAAUAGAAGCCCUUCUUCAAAGGUAUUAUUUUUAGAUAUACCGUUAGAUAUUUUAAGGAAAAAGGACUGAAACCAAGGGACAUCAAAGUUCUAAUUCACAGGGCAGGGGCUUAUCAAGCUACUUUUUAAUGAGGACUAAGUAUGCAGCCUCAUCUUUCAGCACAACCUCUUUAUUCAGAAAGCAGUAUCUAUUCUGAGUAAAACUGUUAAAAUGUUCUUGCAUAACCAAAUGUUUGCUACAAUUUGCUAAUUAUAAAGUAUGUUAGCAAAUUAAUUAAACUACCAAAUUAGAGGAAUGGUUGUCAGAAAUGCUCUUAACAUCUAGAAUAAACUUCUUCCUUUAGAACGUACAGAAAAGAAUUUUAAAAGGAUUAACUCAGAUUUGCUGGAGAGUUACCAAGUGGAGUUUUGAGUGGGUACCUCAUGAAACCUUCUGAAAAACCUGAGUUUCCUACAUGGCAAGAAUGUUUUACCUGUGCUGGAUUAAAAAUGUUGUUAGUUUGAAAUUAAGUAACCUUGAAGAUUUGAUUAAUAUUCUCUUUCCUUUUGUCCUUCAGUAGACUGUUAAGAAGGUAUAUAGCAUUGACUUGAGUGCUUAAAAGAGAUUCUUGUAGAAUGUUCCAGGAUUGUUUUUAUUUACUCUGUCCAGGGAAUGUAAAAUUUUCAAAUUGGCUGGGAUCAUAGCAUCAGUGUUCAGUAUCACCACUGAUCAGAUACUGGAAUCCUGUAGUCAGGCGGCCAAACCUUGGAACCCUUCAGUAUCCACAUUUAAUUAUGCAUAAAUCCCCCUUCCCUCUAUCUCCUGAGGCAACUUGCUGCCUUUGGUUCCCAGAUUGCUUCUUUAAUUAUUUAGCCUUUUAGUGAUAAACUCAUUUUUUAAUGAGUUGGCCGGUUGGCCUUGUAUGUUUAAAUAUUUUCAUUCCUCACAAAAAUUAUGCACAUUCUAAGUAUGGUUGAAAUUCCCUACCACAGCCAUACCAAGUAUGGCCUCAUUUUCUUUCUUGUUUUUAAUUUUUUUGAGAUAAUUGUAGAUUUACAUGUAGUUGUGAGAAAUAUGGAGAGGUCCUCCAUACCCUCCACCCAGUCUCCCAAAUGGUAACAUUUGUGUAACUGUAGUAUGUGAUCACAACCAGGAAACUGACCUUUUCCUC